Messenger RNA from Carassius carassius (crucian carp), 4483 nucleotides. RefSeq names its product GRB10-interacting GYF protein 1-like. Gene Ontology annotation, biological process: insulin-like growth factor receptor signaling pathway. The record is from RefSeq and is a predicted model, not a curated record. Bases 862 to 3942 code for a protein of 1026 amino acids. The transcript has 25 exons. Gene Ontology annotation, molecular function: protein binding. NCBI's taxonomy places the organism in Eukaryota, Metazoa, Chordata, Actinopteri, Cypriniformes, Cyprinidae.
CUUUCGACAGGGGUCAGUAUCUUCACGCUCCUCUAAAAGCAACGCGACACUUUGGUCACGUGGUCUGACCGAGUAGGACAGCCAUCUUCCCUAAAACACAAACAACAAGAGCGUACUAGACAUCAACACGCACCGACCAUUGGAGAGGGAGAGAGAGCAAACCAACAGUAAACACGGAGCACGAUUCUCGAGGAGGAGCACGGAACACAAACAACUGCACAUGAAUCCAUAGUGAAAAUCGUCGAGUUUGACGGGGUGACUUGGACAGUAAAAUCGCAUCGACAGCUCCAGAAAGACGAUAAAGGAGGGAGAGGGAUUGUCGGCGUGAGGACGGGGACACCAGCUGGGACCUGGUCCAUACAGCAUUGCCAGUACAACAAAAAAAGUUUUAAAAUCACACACGAAUAGAGAUAGAAAGAAGCUUAUUGGGUUCAUAUCUGCUUCUGGCAGCGGUAUUAUCAACAAGUUAGACUCUUUUUAUUUUUUUUGUCUGUUGGUCUAUUUUGUUUGUUUCUUGUAGUCGAUCGACUUUAGACAUCAGUAUCAAAGCUCUGCAGCUUGCAGUCCAACAGGUAUUACUCAUUUUAGGCGGGCUUGAUUAUUAUUAUUAUUAUUUUUUUGGUUUUAUUUUCAUUGGCUGUGAACAAGAGAGCUCUUACAGUGUCUGAACUUUUGUGUUUCUGCUCUCCUGCACACACACCCUGAAUAAGGCAGCUAUAACCCUAGUCUCUCUUAAGUUGGCUACUUUGAAACACACACACACACAACUUUUCAGCCCUCUCACUCAGACCUGGUCCAGCCUAGUCUUGCCUGCGCCACUCCCCUGGACAGGACUUUCACCUCUGAGAAGGAAGGAAGAAUAUGACUGCUGAAACACUUAACUUUGGCCCAGAAUGGCUCCGUGCACUUUCCAGUGGAGGCAAUGUGUCUUCCCCUCCUGCCUCUCCUGCUAUGCCAAAGUACAAGUUGGCCGAAUACCGCUAUGGGCGAGAGGAGAUGCUAGCACUUUAUGUCAAGGACAACAAGGUCCCUGAAGAAAUGCAGGGUAAAGAGUUUGCUGCUAUUCUGCAGGAUGAGCCUCAACAGCCACUGGCACUGUUGGCUCUCACUGAAGAGGAGCAGAGGAACUUCUCCAUGUCUGUCAACAGUGUGGCUGUGCUGAGGCUUAUGGGUAAGGGGGGUGGGGCCGUCCCAGCCGGGGUGAACCGAGGUAGAGGCAGCGUGAGAGGCGGUCGAGGUCGAGGAAGAGGAGGAGAGAUCGGAUUCUACCAAAGAAGCAGUGAGGAAGUAGAGGGCGGUUUUGGUCGUAGCGUUCGAGAGAUGCAUCGCAGUCAGAGCUGGGAUGACAGAGGUGAAAGACGUUUUGAGAAACCUCUGCGGAGAGAAGCUGUGCGCCUGGGUUUCGAGGAGGGGGUUCCAGGUGGCAGAAAGGAGUUCAUGCGCUCUGAUAGUGACAACUGGCGCAUACUGAGAGAGGAACAGGAGGAGGAGGACGCAGGAGAGACUGGUGUCAGCUGGAGACUCACCGGUUCACGAAGAGAUGAUGGUGGUCCUCGCUCAGCUGGUUGGCGGGAGCAUUCUGGUCCAGGUGAAGUUCGCCGCAGGAAGUUUGACUUCGACUUCCGGGAUGGAGGGAGUGAGGGAGGCAGAAGGAGAGCAGGCAGCGAGGGAGCAGAGGAUGAGAGAGAUGGUCUGCCAGAGUGGUGCACAGAUGAGGAAGAUGGAGAAAUGGGAACCUUUGAUUCUUCUGGAGCGUUUAUGUCUAUUAAGAAGGACCCGAAAGACCCCAUUCCAGAAGAGGAGUUUGAGUUCCAGGGGUUGGAGGAUGAGGAGGAGGACAGUGCUUAUCAAGAGAAGAAAAAUGACUCUGGAGCUGAAAAAAGCGAGAAGGAUGUCACUGAUUCUGCUCCAGUGUCUGAAACUGAAGUGAAACCUGGUUCUCCUUCCCCUCCUCCUCCUUCUCCUCCUCCUCUCCCUCCAACUCUUCCUCCUCCUGUCACUGAGGCUGUGCCCUCUGCUGCCCCCUCUGGCCUGGAGAAAUUUCAGCCUGCCCCCUCCAUUCCCAACAAACUACCAAGUGAAGUGUUAUUAGAGGCCAUGUUAGAUUUGAGCCCCAGUGCCUCCUCCAGUCUGCCUUCAUCGCCUCCCUCUUUGUCCUCUGCUGCUACUGAUCUCCCACCACCGAGGGGGGAUAUUGAGGACGAUGAGGGCAUGAAGCACCUGCAACAGGAGGCAGAGAAGAUGGUGGCAGCGCUCCAGGACACAUCUCUAGAGGAAGAGUGUUUCACCCAGACUCUCCAGGAGGGCAGAAACACAGCCUCUGCUCUUCCUCUCUCCCAUGACUCUGCUAUGAAAUGGUUUUACAAAGACCCACAAGGAGAGAUUCAGGGUCCUUUCAGUACAGUGGAGAUGUGUGAAUGGUUUCAGGCGGGGUAUUUCGCCAUGAACCUGCUUGUUAAACGUGGUUGUGAUGAGGGAUUUCAGCCACUUGGGGAUGUCAUUAAGAUGUGGGGGCGUGUGCCUUUCGCCCCUGGACCCUCCCCUCCGCCCCUCUUGGUGAGGAAUCAAGCCCACCCUCGCCCUAACCCACCCCGGGGGGCAAUCGGUAAUCUGGAUCAGGAGCGGCUGAAGAAACAGCAGGAAUUAGCUGCUGCCAAGGCUCUUUACCAGCAACUCCAGCAACAGCAGCUGUUCCAGCUCAUCAACAGGUGUGGAGAGCAGGGUAUGAUGCCUUCGUUAAACAGGUCGAUGUCAGUGCCAGAUACAGGGUCCAUGUGGGACAUGCAUACCUCAGCCUCACAGCCAGCAGGCGGUGAGGCCAGUCUAUGGGACUUAAUGAAUUCUUCAACUCAGGGUCCAAUUCUAGAACAGCUUCAGAAGCUACAUGAGAGGAGAGAAGCUGAACUCAGGGCCAAGCGUGAGGAUGAGGAGAGAAAACGGAGGGAUGAGAAAAGGCGAGAAGAGCAGAAAAGGAGAGAGGAGGAGGAGAUUUACAGGAGGAAACAGCAACAGGAUUUGCUGGUGAAGUUGCUCCAGCAGACUCAGCGUCAGGGUUCCUCAGGCUCUGGGUCGAGCUGGAGCGGAGGACCCAUCCCUGGGCUGGGAAAGCAGACCAAGCCCCACAACCUCCUGGAGAUCCAGCAGGAGGCUGAAAGAAUUCACAAACAACAGCACAGAGUCCAGCAGCAGAGGUGGGGUGAUGCCUCUUCGUUGUGGGGAGCAGCUGGAUCUUUGGAUGGAAAGGUGGGUGGAGGUGGCAGCCCUUCUGGAGGAGGGAUGGGAGUCUGGGACGAGGCCCUCAAGAACCAGAGCGCACUUCGCAGCAACAUAGGGCUGAAGAACAGCCGGAGCAGUCCCUCACUGAGUGAGCAGUACAUGAUGAGAGGCCGUAAACAUACUGAGGAAGAGGAGCGGCUGUUGAAACUCCUGCAGGGGGUGAAGUCUCAGGACGGCUUCACCACCUGGUGUGAACAGAUGCUGCAUGCGCUCAACACCUCCGCCAGUAACUGCUCCUCUUCCCAGGAUGUGCCUACUAUUGUGGCGUACCUGAAGGAGGUGGAGUCCCCGUAUGAAGUGUUGAACUUUAUCUGCUCCUACCUGGGUGACACUGUCGAAGCCAAAGAGUUCGCCAGACAGUUCCUGGAGCGCCGUGCCAAACAGAAAGCUAACCACCAGAGACAGCAGCAGCAGCUCUCCAAAGAGAUGGCUGGACUUAGCAUGAACAACUUCUCUCUGCAGGAAACUGUUCGAGGAAUGAACCCCAGUGCCCUGUUCCAGGCAAUGCAUUCUGGGAAGGGGGGUGUGGUCUAUGAACAGGCAGCAAAGCUAAAGAAGAAACAGCCCACGAUGCUGCACUCUGACCCAAGCAUCUUAGGGUACUCAUUCCAUGGUGGCCCUGAUCGGUAUGGUCUAAACGAGAUGGAGAUGGUGGAGGAUUACUGAAUACACAGCAAUAGCUACACGAGGCCUUUAAACCCGCGGGUCCACCUAAUCAGACUCCGCAAGUCGAAUGUGCACUGCUUUGAGGGAGAGGGCUUUGGGGAUAAGCCAGGAGUAAGGUAUCGGUUUAGGGGUGGGUGGGUUUUGCGCUGGGAAUAGAAGAAUGUAAUUCAACAGGGAGGGGAACAGGUGUGACUUUAUUUUUGUGUGUGUGUGUUUUAAGGGGAAGGGGGGUGAAAAAGUUCUGGCACUUACAGCAUUAAGCACCUUACACUCAGACUAAUGCACUUUAUUAAGAUAGGUUUUUUUCUUUUCCUUUUUUCUAUUUUGAGAAGAUUUACUUGUAUAUUUAUGUGGUAUGCUUCAGAAAUAUUACCACAUAUAUAUACUGUGUGUGUGUGUUUGUGUGUUGAAUCAGAACUGGAGUUUGUGCUGGGAGGAAAUGGUGGCGAUUGGGGGACCAUUGUGUGUUUUAGUUCAGAUAUUAUCAGAAAACAAAUCCUCUCUUUAAAGACGAACACUGUUGUUUUUUUAUAUGCAUAUA